AUGGACGUAUCAGACAGUAUGACUGAUUCUAGUUUUGCAGUUGAUGUUCGUGCUCGUCGAAGAAAACUUCACACCGAAGCAGAACAGCGCCGUCGUGAUGCGAUCAAGCGUGGCUUUGAUAGUUUGCUGGAACUUAUUCCUCCAGCUAAAACGGGUGCCGCAAACUCGCACUUUAGAAUGAGCAAAGCCACUGUUCUUAAUCGAUCCAUUUCCAUGAUUUUAAAAGCAUCAAAGAUUCAAACUCAUAAGCGACUGGAAAUUGAAACCCUUCGAAAGAAAGUUCAGGCACUUCAGAUUCUCAAGAGCUAUGAGCGUAUGUCUAGCACUACAACUUACGCAACUGAAACUCAGGACGCCGUAAUUACAGACCAGUUCAAAUUAAAUCUUUUUCAAAUGUUUAUGGAGAGCCUUUUUAUUUCCUUUGACUCCACCGUUUCUGCAUCGGCUCUGCCAGAACUAUCAGAUCAAAUUAUUACGUGGCUCGAGACCAACUGCAAACCGGAGUUUUUGCAUCAAACCAUGGAGCAUUUGUUGGAUGCAGCGUUACACGACGGCUACAAUGCACCGUAUCACCAACAGUGUCCACAACGACCGCCGCCUCAGCAGCAUCAGCCACAGAACACAAUGUACGAAGUACACAAAGGGACAGAAUGCUUGGGUCAGCUCAUGCCAACGCAUCAGUGCGUUCCCAACACAUAUCGCUGCCCGUCACUGAAGCUCUCCAAUAGCCUGGAAGCCGUUCACGAGUCUCCCUUCUCCAUGCCAGAUCCCCUUUCCUCGGAUCAGGGAGUGAUGCACCUGUCCGAUCGAUAUCAACAGCCCAACUGCCACCAACCCCUGUUUAACACUGGCUUCGACCCACACUCCGUCUAUCCUGAACCAUCUCAACAGAACUACGUACGCCCUCAGCAUCCUUCCGUAUUCCCGAUACGCCGUUACCAACCACCCGAAGAUCCCAGUCUUUCCAAUAAGUUCCCCAAUACCACCGCUACUAUUCCGACUACUCAGCGUCAUUCCUCACCCUCGUCAUCUACUGUAGCAACGUCCUCGGUCUUUCAACGGUCUCCAGCCGGUGGUAGUAGCGCCACUGCGCGAAGUCUGGUAGUGGACAGCACGCUUCCUGCACCGCAAUUCCCUCCAGUUCCGCCUUUUGUGUCCUCAGAGGGCGUAUUUGCGCCACCUCAAAUUCAAUACACUAACAGUGGUGGAGGCCGUAUACCGUUGCCCGACGGAUCCUUUGCCAAGCAGAGUCCCUUCUAA
Molecule: messenger RNA, 1260 nt
Organism: Echinococcus granulosus
Lineage: Eukaryota; Metazoa; Platyhelminthes; Cestoda; Cyclophyllidea; Taeniidae
Product: Max-like protein X
Exons: 5
Coding region: 1-1260 (419 amino acids)
Biological process (GO): regulation of transcription by RNA polymerase II
Cellular component (GO): nucleus
Molecular function (GO): DNA-binding transcription factor activity, RNA polymerase II-specific; RNA polymerase II cis-regulatory region sequence-specific DNA binding; protein dimerization activity
Source: RefSeq, a predicted model, not a curated record